Paramuricea clavata is the source of this 2141-nucleotide messenger RNA. The record is from the annotation of a GenBank genome assembly. Lineage: Eukaryota; Metazoa; Cnidaria; Anthozoa; Malacalcyonacea; Plexauridae.
ACUCGCUAUAGAAAAUGUGUAUAGUCUCUUAAAAUUUGGUUAUAUUAAUGUACAUGGCAUUAAUCGAAAAGAAGAGCCCAUAGCUUUCUACAUGUUGAAUAAGAAUAAUACUGCAAGGAAAGGAAGAUUAAUUCUCGGCCCAAGCAACGCCAAGGGAUCAUAUGACAUCAACUAUAUUUAUAUUACAUAAGAACUUCAAGUCAAGCUAAAUAUAAACCAUAGCACGUAGACGUAGUUAUGGUACACAGUAUCAUCCAUCAGUUCAUAUUAUACAUGACUACAUAACGACAAAACUAUUCAAUAAUGUACAAAAGUACAAAAUGCUGAAUAAAUGUGUGGGUCGUGAGGAUAUGACGUUUGUUUGGCGGGAAAACAUGCAUAAAUUACAUUAAUCGCUUUGUGUUCAACAGUCCGAAUCAGCUCCUGCUCAGACUUGUUUCAGACGUGGAGGAAGACGGUUCAAGGUUGUCUACACAGUGAUAUAUUGUAGGCUUCACUUUUAGAUGGUUGUAGUUACGCAAUGGAUAGAAAGCGAAAAAGUGACUCUGAUAGACCAGACGUUCGACCAUCAGAUAAAGUGAGAAAAUGUUUGUUUGGUACGGCAGACGAACACGAGAAGGACGAAGAAUACACAAGAGUUGAACAAGAGAAUUUGUCAAGUCUCGAGAAGAUGAAAGGGAAAUAUGGUUACGAUUUUGUUGAAGACAAACAUUUACACCUUGAAAAUACACCGUAUACGGUUGUUAAAAUUAUUGAAGCCCCUUGUGAGAAAGAUUUGAACGGAGAGGUAUCUUCAACAUCUGUUGAGAACGUCGAGAAACAUGCUGACUCCACAAUAGUCACACCAAACAAGCAGUGUCUCGAGGAUGAUGAUUCGGAUUCAAAAUCUUCCUCCAGCAACUCAGUAAACGACACCUUAAACGAAAGAACUCAAAAUGGGGAAAGGAAGUGUAUAUGCGAAAUUGAUAAAGCUUUCGUUGAGUCGAAUGGACAGUCUUAGACAUUCAACAAUUGAUGUGGUAUUGUAAAUAAUUAUUUAUGAUUUGAUAUUCUGUUCCCAGCAGUCUGAAUGGCGUUUAGUCAGCCUAAUGGAGCUGGACACUUUAAUUUGAAGUCGGAGAUGUGCUAUAUGGUAUGGCAAUGUAGACUGUAGAGUGUAAUGACUAAUGUGCAGGAAUGUUGGUCGGUGAAUAUUUGAAUUGGAACAUAAACAAUCGAAAUAUAAACACUCAUGAUCAUGCAGUUCAUAAACUAUCACUAUCAAUUCUUUACAGUGUAUCUGACUAUCUGUAGCUACUUUAUAAGAUGUCACAAAAUGAUAAGUAUAGACUAUAGUGGGUUUGGGCUUGCUGCAUGGUAUUUCUUGCCUGAAUUUGCACAACAAAAACAUCAUAAGGUAUAAUCGGGUAAAGUCGAAUGCUUAUAGUUCCAUUCUAAUUAGACUUUAUUAUUAAAUAAUAUUAUCAUCUCUUGCAUAAGUUUAUUCUUGAUAUACAUUGCCUUCUCGGCGGACUCGGCCAUACCAGAAACCGAGCCAUAACUGGUAUUUAAGUUGCAGUCAUGGAUUUCUUCAGAAAUAUUCCGAUAGAUAUGGCAGUUAAUAGAUUGUACGUCGUCUGGGCUAUAUAAGCCGCUGCUGUAGUCCAUGUCGUGACAUUGUAUAUAUAGUAACAAUUAAUGUUCGACAAUUGACUUUAAGACUCAAAGUCGUUGUAAAUAGAAUUUUCAGGGUUAAAACACCUGGCAGUAUAUAUACACUCAAUUCAGUAAUGAAAAUAAUUAAAAUAUCUGAUUAAAUCUAUAACAACAGAAUGAUUCAAUUUGGUUUCGUUUUAUAUACCGGUAGUUGUUAUAUUGUAAUCAACGUCGGUGUUGUUUAAGUUUUAAUAUAUACUUGUUUGCAAGCACGUGCAUGGAAAUAAUAGCAUGUGCGUACGUAAGCCAAAAUUUACGACAAUUUCGUUUUCACUUUCCCCCCACACGAAACACCAUAUUCUGUAUGAUUAUAUCAUGCAUGCACAGACGCCAAAGCGUGCCGAAGUUCAAAACUCUAUACAAAUAUUCCAAUCAAGUAAAACAAUACAGUUUGAUUUUCAUCUGCGAAAUAAUAAACUUCACGCUGCGAAUAACUCUAAACCAAG